Molecule: messenger RNA, 793 nt
Organism: Oncorhynchus keta (chum salmon)
Lineage: Eukaryota; Metazoa; Chordata; Actinopteri; Salmoniformes; Salmonidae
Product: 60S ribosomal protein L15
Exons: 4
Coding region: 124-738 (204 amino acids)
Biological process (GO): cytoplasmic translation
Cellular component (GO): ribosome; cytosolic large ribosomal subunit
Molecular function (GO): structural constituent of ribosome; RNA binding
Source: RefSeq, a predicted model, not a curated record
CCAUCAUGUAAGAGUGCAUUUUAUUUUUUCAGUAUGUACAAUCCAUCAGAAAUCUGUAUUAAAACAUGGCCAUCAGGUUGUAUAGUUCUGGGGUUAGUUAACGGAAUGCUUAGUUAAUCCAACAUGGGAGCGUACAAAUAUAUGCAAGAGCUAUGGCGCAAGAAGCAGUCCGACGUGAUGCGCUUUCUCCUGCGCGUCCGAUGCUGGCAGUACCGUCAGCUCUCCGGUCUCCACCGUGCGCCUAGACCCACCAGACCAGACAAGGCCCGCAGACUGGGGUACAAGUGCAAACAAGGCUACGUCAUCUACCGUGUCCGCGUUCGCCGUGGAGGCCGCAAGCGCCCCGUGCCCAAGGGUGCCACCUACGGCAAGCCUGUCCACCAUGGUGUUAACCAGAUCAAGUUUGCCCGCAGCCUCCAGUCCACUGCUGAGGAGCGUGCUGGCCGUCACUGUGGAGGCCUGAGGGUGCUGGCCUCCUACUGGGUAGGAGAGGACUCCACCUACAAGUUCUUCGAGGUGAUCCUGAUUGACACCUUCCACAAGGCUAUCAGACGCAACCCCGACACCCAAUGGAUCACCAGGCCCGUGCACAAGCACAGGGAGAUGCGUGGCCUGACGUCUGCAGGCAAGAAGAGCCGUGGCCUGGGCAAGGGCCACAAGUUCCACCUGACCAUGGGUGGUUCCCGCCGGGCAGCCUGGAAGAGACGCAAUACCCUGCAGCUUCACCGCUACCGCUAGAGGAUGUCUGUACAUUUAAAGAAAUAAACACAUGCCUUUUUAUGGUGACUAAAUA